UGCGCGGCCCCGCGAGGCGCGUCUCUCCCUCGCGAGCUCGGUGAAAGGAUUUGGCGCCAGGCGGGUCCGCUCUGCAGCUGCCGCAGCCGCACGAACCAGCCGCGCCACCCACCCACCCGCGUCCCACCGGGGCCUCGACCCAGCGCCGCCGCCCGACCGAGCCCAGCGCCGCCAGGCAUCGCGCCGCCGCCAUGAGCUGCUCGCCCGUCAACGUGAAGAAGCUGAAGGUGUCGGAGCUGAAGGAGGAGCUGAAAAAGCGGCGUCUCUCCGACAAGGGCCUCAAGGCCGACCUCAUGGAGCGGCUCCAGGCCGCGCUAGACCAAGAGGAGGCCGGCGGGGGAGGCCCCGCCAGCAGCGCCGCCGAGCCCGGCAACGGCAGCAUGGAGGGGGAGGCGGCCGAGAUCGGCCAGGAGGGAGGCCCCGACCAGGCCGCGGCCUCCACCGCCGAGGACGACGACGAGGAGGGGAUGGAGGCGGCCGAUGGCGACGCCAUGGAGCUGGGCGAGGAGAACGGCGAGCGGGCGGGGGCCGGGGGCGGCCCGAUGGAGGAGGAGGCGGGCGGCUCGGAGGAGGAGGAAGAAGAGGAGGAUGAGAACGGAGACGACCAGGGCUUCCAGGAGGGGGAGGACGAGCUCGCCGACGAGGAGGAGGCCGAGGCCGAAGACGCCAACGGGCACGGGGAGCAGCAGCCCCCGCAGCAGCAGCAGCAGCCGCCGCCGCUCCUGCAGCCCCAGCAGCGGGGGCCCGCCAAGGAGGCGCCCGGGAAAAGCGGCGCCUCGGGACCCCCGGCAACGGCUCCUGCCGACCCGGCGGCCGCGGCCAAGUACCAGCAGCCGCCGCCGCAGCAGGACAAGAAGAAAGCGGAAGGCGGCGGCGGAGGCGGCCGCCCCGGGGCCCAGGCUGUCGGGGGAGAUACUAAAACAGAACAACAAAAAGCUGGUGAUAAAAAGAGAGGUGUGAAGAGACCACGUGAAGACCAUGGCCGGGGAUAUUUUGAAUAUAUUGAGGAAAACAAGUACAGCAGGGCCAAAUCUCCUCAACCACCUGUUGAAGAGGAAGAUGAACAGUUUGAUGACACAAUGGUUUGUCUUGAUACUUAUAACUGCGACUUACAUUUUAAAAUCUCAAGAGACCGUUUUAGUGCUUCCUCUCUGACCAUGGAAAGUUUUGCCUUUCUUUGGGCUGGAGGGAGAGCUUCCUAUGGAGUUUCUACAGGCAAAGUCUGCUUUGAAAUGAAGGUUACAGAGAAGAUUCCUGUUAAACAUCUGUAUACAAAAGACAUUGACAUACAUGAAGUGCGGGUUGGCUGGUCACUGAAUACAAGUGGAAUGUUGCUUGGUGAAGAAGAAUUUUCUUAUGGAUAUUCUCUAAAAGGAAUAAAGACAUGCAAUUGUGAGACUGAAGACUUUGGUGAGAAGUUUGAUGAAAAUGAUGUGAUUGCGUGUUUUGCUAAUUUUGAAGGUGAUGAAGUGGAACUCUCGUAUUCCAAGAAUGGGCAGGAUCUUGGUGUUGCAUUCAAAAUCAGUAAGGAAGUUCUUGAUGGGCGACCACUCUUCCCACAUGUUCUCUGCCAUAACUGUGCAAUUGAAUUCAACUUUGGUCAGAAGGAUGAACCCUACUUUCCCGUACCUGAAGAGUAUAGCUUCAUUCAGAAGGUUCCAUUAGAUGAUCGGGUUAGAGGACCAAAGGGACCUGAACAAAAGAGAGACUGUGAAGUGGUAAUGAUGAUUGGCUUGCCUGGAGCUGGGAAGACCACAUGGGUUUCCAAACAUGCAGCAGAAAACCCUGGAAAAUACAAUAUCCUUGGAACAAAUACUAUUAUGGACAAAAUGAUGGUUGCAGGAUUUAAGCGGCAGAUGGCUGACACUGGAAAACUUAACACACUGUUGCAGAGAGCUCCGCAGUGUCUUGGCAAGUUCAUUGAGAUUGCCGCUCGUAAGAAGCGGAACUUCAUUUUGGAUCAGACAAAUGUGUCUGCAGCUGCGCAGAGGAGAAAAAUGUGCCUGUUUGCAGGCUUCCAGCGCAAAGCAGUUGUUGUUUGCCCAAAAGAUGAAGACUACAAGCAAAGAACACAAAAGAAGGCAGAGGUGGAGGGAAAAGAUCUUCCAGAGCAUGCAGUUCUCAAAAUGAAAGGAAACUUCACACUGCCGGAGGUAGCAGAAUGUUUUGAUGAAAUAACCUAUGUAGAAUUACAGAAAGAGGAGGCUGAGAAGCUCUUGGAACAAUAUAAGGAAGAAAGUAAAAAAUCUCUUCCUCCUGAAAAGAAACAGAACACUGGCUCAAAGAAGAGUAACAAAAAAAGUGGUAAAAAUCAGUUUAACAGAGGUGGCCAGAGAGGACGGGGAGGAUUCAACAUGCGUGGCAACUUCAGGGGAGGAGUCCCUGGGAACCGUGGUGGAUACAACAGGAGAGGUGGCAAUAUGCCUCAGAGAGGCGGUGGCGGUGGUGGUGGUGGUGGCAGUGGGGCAAUUGGCUAUCCAUACCCUCGUGGCCCUGUCUUUCCAAGCAGAGGUGGUUACUCAAACAGAGGAAACUAUAACAGAGGUGGAAUGCCCAACAGGGGGAACUACAACCAGAAUUUCAGAGGAAGGGGAAAUAAUCGUGGCUACAAAAACCAAUCUCAGGGCUACAACCAGUGGCAGCAGGGUCAAUUCUGGGGUCAGAAGCCAUGGAGUCAGCAUUAUCACCAAGGAUAUUAUUGAAUACCCAAAUAAACGAACUGAUACAUAUUUCUCCAAAACCUUCACAAGAAGUCGACUGUUUUUCUUUAGUAGGCUAACUUUUUAAACAUUCCACAAGAGGAAGUGCCUGCGGGUUCCUUUUUUAGAAGCUUUGUGGGUUGAUUUUUUUCUUUUCUUUUUUUGUACAUUUUUAAUUGCAGUUUUAAAGUGAUUCGUAAGAGAACCUCAGCAUUGUGCACGAUAAGAGAAUGUGUCAGUAUUUCAGGGUUCUACAUUUUAUCUGUAAAAUGUGACUUUUUUUUUUUUACCACAACAAAAGUAAAACGUUGCUUUGUACCUGGUGUCUUUUUAUUAAAGAAUUUUCUCCUUUUUCCUCCCUCCCCCAAUUUCUAGGAAACAGUCGUGAGUCAUUGUCACAAUUGAAUAGAAAUGUUAGCAACCAGAUUCAUGUUGAGGCUCAUAGUGGCCCUCAUGAAUAUCAUGAGACUAUGUAAUGCUCAUAUUACACUCCAUCCUCUCUAUGCGGUUUCUGGGUGGAGGGAUUGGGAAAGCAAAAGUUUCUGGCAAUAACUAGAAAGGUUUUAUAAGAUUGGAAUUCAGCAAAACUUGGGGCAAAGAGGAAACCUAGAGCUAAAUAGUGAAGGUGGAGUGCAUGUAGAAGAGCUCUUCAAGUGUAAAACUUGGUUGCAUUAAUUGUGAAGGCUCAAACUUGUGAAGGUACAACACCAUGAAUUCUUUACCAUUUGUUCUGCAUUUUGAUUCUGAAAAGAAGCUGGCUUUGCCCAUUUCUUAUUAAACAAAACUUGUUGUAAAUCCAGUUGUCUAAUGGGAUCUAUAUGAAGUUAGCUGUGUGUCUGUAUAACCCCUUUUCCCCCCUAAAUACUGUAUACCUAGUGUGCUUGUAGUAGUUACUCCACCAUUUUGUAAGCUAAUGAAACUGUGAGUCACCCAUUUUAUAUCUAAUUUUUAAUCAUGUCAAUUCUCAAAUGGGUGUAUCUCCUUAGCCUGCUGAUUCCUUUUUCUCUUUAAAAAAAAAAAAAGUAGGUGGAGAAAUUUAACUUUAGACGUUUGUUUGCAAUAAAAUAAAUUCAUUUUACUCUUGUUUUGGGAUUCUCGCCAUCAAGGUCUAAAAUCCCUUUUUUAAAACUCUUCAGAGGAAGAAGAGAAUGUACAAACUUAUGUUGGACAGCUCCAAUGCUUUACUCUGUACACUCUAAAAAUACUGGAAUGAAAACUGGUGGCUUUUGUUGCUGUGGAAAACUUGCUUGUAAAGGAACUACGUUUAUCAUAAGACAAAUGUUAACCUAGCUGAAAGAAAAGUCUUUCAUUAAACUUCCAUAUGACAGUAAA
This is a messenger RNA of Mauremys reevesii (Reeves's turtle), 4031 nucleotides long. It is a transcript of the gene HNRNPU, whose product is annotated as heterogeneous nuclear ribonucleoprotein U. The record is from RefSeq and is a predicted model, not a curated record. Gene Ontology annotation, biological process: positive regulation of transcription by RNA polymerase II; positive regulation of attachment of mitotic spindle microtubules to kinetochore; negative regulation of telomere maintenance via telomerase. Gene Ontology annotation, cellular component: CRD-mediated mRNA stability complex; mitotic spindle midzone; inactive sex chromosome. Bases 192 to 2702 code for a protein of 836 amino acids. The transcript is spliced from 14 exons. Lineage: Eukaryota; Metazoa; Chordata; Testudines; Geoemydidae. Gene Ontology annotation, molecular function: pre-mRNA binding; TFIIH-class transcription factor complex binding; transcription corepressor activity.